AUGAGGGCCUCAUACAAGACAGUCUUAACUGUACUUCCAUUCUACGCCACUACUGCUAUCGCAGAUCGAUAUGCUAGCAACAUACGACCGGUGAUUGUUGAUGCACCACAGGUGGCGGCCAACUUCCCCGACGUCGAUGGCAUUCAACUGUUGUCGCCUGCUUUCAUAAAUCCGGAGAACGUGCCAGCGACAUUCGCGAACGGCACCUCCGGACCCACUCCACAGCAUGAUCUAGAGAGCUUCGUGAAAGGCCUCACCCAGCGAAACGGAUGGAUCACCUACAAUAACGACCUGAGAUCCGAGGAAGAUCGCGUGAUACCGUACGUUACAUUGACAAACGGCAAGAAAAGCAGUGAGAAACUACGUGUCUGGAUUCAAGGAGGCCAACAUGGGAACGAGCCUGCAGGCGACGAGGGCGUGCUUGCAUUGCUUGGGAAGUUCGCGCAAGACUCUCAAUGGAGUGCCAAGGUCCUUGAGAAAAUCGACCUUACGAUCAUCCCGCGUUACAACGUCGAUGGCGUCGAGUACCUACAGCGACAAUUGGCUUCCAACUACGAUCCCAACCGCGACCAUGCAGUGCUCGAGCGACAGCAGACACGUGCCAUCAGAAAGCUGCAGUCUGGAUUCGACCCUCACAUCUUCAUCGAUGACCACGAGUACACAGGCGGCAACUUGGUAGCGGAAAGGUACAUUCGCGCGCAGGAUCUUUUAGUGUCCGCCAACAAGAACCAGAACGUCAAUCCCAGUAUCCGAGCGUUGAACCAGGUAUUUGUCGACGACAUCUUCGCAGUCGCUGAGAGUAAGAACCUGCGUAUCUUUCCAUACUUCACCACCAGUGUCGCAAAUGGCACGAUAACGAUCGAAGAGCCGGAUGCGCUUGCUGCGGCGAAUCACAAGGGUGCUGGAAGUUAUCAGGCCCUGACCUUUCUCGUUGAAACGCGUGGCAUUGCUAUCGCGGAUCAGCACUUCCAGCGACGUGUAGCUUCGCAUGUUAUCGUUCUGGAAACGAUUCUCAAUAAAGCAGUGGAUGAGUUUGACGACGUAUACAGCGCCAUCGAAUCCGGACGUAAAGCGUUCAUCGACAGCAAAGACGAGAUCGUAGUAACCUACAAACAGCGCAUCACCAACAAGACAGUCCCUUUUAUCGACGCAUCAACCGGCUCACUCGUAUCAGUACCCGUCCGUUCCCGAAACAGCGAUCCCUCCAUCGUCACCCUCUCGCGUCCCCGCCCAAAAGCCUACGUCUUCUCACGUGCCUGGGCUGAUGUAGCCGAGCGUCUCCGCAUCCUCGGUGUCACCGUCGACGUCUUGGAAGAAGACUUUGUCGGAACUGUCGAAGCGCUCGUAGUAACAAAGGCUGAACUUGCUGAAACGAAAUUCGAAGGCAUUGCCGGUACCACAGUCACGACUAACGCGACGCAGCGAGAAGUCACGAUACCGGCUGGCGGCUUCUAUGUUGACACCAAGCAAAAGAAUGCCGGAUAUGCGUUUACGCUGUUGGAACCAGAGGGGGAGGCGAGUCAAGUGUAUUACAACAAGAUCCCACUGGAGGUUGGGGAUGAAUAUCCCGUAUUCAGGGUUCUGUAA
Alternaria triticimaculans is the source of this 1587-nucleotide messenger RNA. RefSeq lists its product as uncharacterized. Gene Ontology annotation, biological process: proteolysis. The transcript is spliced from 2 exons. Bases 1 to 1587 code for a protein of 528 amino acids. NCBI's taxonomy places the organism in Eukaryota, Fungi, Ascomycota, Dothideomycetes, Pleosporales, Pleosporaceae. The record is from RefSeq and is a predicted model, not a curated record. Gene Ontology annotation, molecular function: zinc ion binding; metallocarboxypeptidase activity.